AUGGAAAAAAAGAAAAUUUAUGAUUAUAGAUGCCAUAGAUGUUGGAAAAUAAGUGAGCGUUUAAUUCCAUGGCAUGAUGAUGACUUUAACAACGAAUUAAAAGAAUGCUUUGCCAGAUGUGGAAUUAAAAAGAUGUCCUCACUUGGUGUUUGCAAUAUUAACAAUAAAUUUUGUAGUUGCCAAACUUAUAUGGAAGACGAUAAUAAUCCAGGAAAAUCUUGCCAAAAAAAGGGAGCUUCGUGUGGAUGUCAAACAUUUUUUGCUGUUCCUAAUGACCGAUUAAAAUGCAAAUAUUGUGAUAAUUUUUCUGCAUUUCAUAAGAUGACUUUCCAAAUAGUGUUUCUAGCUUGCCUGAAUCUAUCAACAAAAAAUAGUUGGAAAAAUAAAUCGGCUCCAAGAAAAAAUACUUCAAUUUGGAAAAAAAUGAAGAAAAGAGGUUUAAUUGUUGAACAAGUAACAUUUAAUAAGGAUGAUAUUAAAAAUUUUAAUACUAAAAUUGUUAGUUUAUUUCAAAUUGAUAUUGUUGCGAAUAAUAUCAUUAUAUUAAAAGCACUAGUCGAAAUAAGAAAAAUCGGCAAUCAACCAUGCCAACCAAAUUUCGGCGCGUGGAAUUCUGAUGAUAAUAUUAGAAGUCAGUUCUUUGGAUUUCGAAAGACGGUCAGCACUUCAGAUCUUUGGAGAUGGAUUUCGGUUUUGGCUUCAAAUUUUGGCGUUAGAUAUGGUUUUUCCAGUAUCCGAGUUCUUGAGGAUUUGCUGGAUCGGGUACUAUUGGAAUGUGGAAAUGACCAACUUUCGUCCAACAUUCGUCAAUUUGAAAUUUGGAUGAAAUGGAAUAUUCUGACCAGUGAAGGUACUAAAGGUGAAUUUAAAUCUUCAAUUUGUCAGUUAGCAUUUCUUUUUAAUAAUGUAUCGAUAUUUAUUAAUCAUGUUGCUUUAACAACAAUUUUAGCAUUGGUAGAUAAUUCCAAUGACGAGUCUUCUGUGAUGAAUAUCAAAAACUUGAUUAGUUGA
Molecule: messenger RNA, 1011 nt
Organism: Rhizophagus irregularis DAOM 181602=DAOM 197198
Lineage: Eukaryota; Fungi; Glomeromycota; Glomeromycetes; Glomerales; Glomeraceae
Source: RefSeq, a predicted model, not a curated record